AUGAACGAAGAUGACGAGGGUCUGUUGUCUGCCUUUCGCCGCUUCGAGCAACAUGGGGGGAAUCCACUUUUCCGAGCAUUUACACCAGUGGGAAGAAAUAGAUCGUUUCGUGGCAUUGUAGACAAAAAGAAAUAUAGGCUUACUUUACAACAACUGCGAGAUGCGCAAGAUGAACCACUAGGGGAAGCCAUCACCAAAGCUCUAAUUCAGGGGCUGCAGCAGGUGGUGAAAAACGAGGGUUUGAAAGUCCAGGAUAAAUCUUUGCUAGUCGCUAUCAUUCAAACUCAUUCACUCAUGUCUGGUCACAAUCUGCCCGAAAUGUCCCUUUAGAAGAAUGGUUGUCUAAUGGGGCUUACACCCGCGCCUGGCUGGAAGAGUUAGCCAAACUGAAUUCAGCUCAAGUCAUGGACCCCCAACGAGAUGGCUUUUAUGUAGAACUCACCUUUGUGAAACGGUUGGGUCGUGGAGGAAAGAACGGGGGUAAAAAAGCCAAUCCUGGCCGCCAUGCGUGGGAGAAAUUGGCCAAGAAAAAGAGGUCUGUUGUCACAAUCCAAAAUAAAGACAAUCUCUGCCUCGCCCGGGCCAUUGUGACGAUGAAGGAGAGGGUGGACAAUGGCUCCCAGUAUCAGAAUCUAAGGAAAAGGAAGACCCAUUCAAGAACGAUUAGCCAAAAUGUUGCAUCGAGAAGCGGGUGUUCCCGGAGGCCCCUGUGA
Porites evermanni is the source of this 713-nucleotide messenger RNA. The record is from the annotation of a GenBank genome assembly. Lineage: Eukaryota; Metazoa; Cnidaria; Anthozoa; Scleractinia; Poritidae.